Messenger RNA from Penicillium samsonianum, 7452 nucleotides. Its product is annotated as type I polyketide synthase. Gene Ontology annotation, molecular function: 3-oxoacyl-[acyl-carrier-protein] synthase activity; phosphopantetheine binding; fatty acid synthase activity. The transcript has 15 exons. NCBI's taxonomy places the organism in Eukaryota, Fungi, Ascomycota, Eurotiomycetes, Eurotiales, Aspergillaceae. The coding region runs from base 1 to 7452 and encodes 2483 amino acids. The record is from RefSeq and is a predicted model, not a curated record. Gene Ontology annotation, biological process: fatty acid biosynthetic process; secondary metabolite biosynthetic process.
AUGGACAAUGCCAACACCAAGCAGAAAAAACAUGUCGGCUCUUUAGAAUGUGGUAAAGAUAGAACCGUUCAAGCACCAGCCGUUCCACCGGUCGCUAUUGUUGGGAUGGGGAUGCGACUUCCUGGAGAUGUUCGAACAGGCGACGAGUUCUGGGAUCUUCUUAUCAGUAAACGGGACUGUUCUUCUGAAGUUCCAAAGAGUCGCUAUAACAUUGAUGCCUUCUAUCAUCCCGACAAGCCCCAAUCAGUGAAGACAAGACGCGGUUAUUUUCUCAGUGACGAUUACACGCAGAAGUCUGACAAGUCGUUCUUUGCCGAAAUACCAGGUUUCAACAUCUCCGAACUCGAUCCACAGCAAAUGUCGCUCAUGGAGGUGGUUUGGGAAUGCAUGGAGAACGCAGGACAGACCAACUGGCGAGGAGAACAGAUCGGAUGCUAUGUGGGAGUUUUUGGAGAGGACUGGCAUGAGCUGACAGCCAAAGAACCGCAGGACAUUCCCCGCGUGCAUACAUUUGCGAACGGAGGUUUCACUUUAUCAAAUCGAAUUUCCUACGAGUUUGACUUAAAAGGGCCCAGUGCGACCAUUCUCACUGCAUGUUCAUCCUCACUGGUUGCAUUGCAUGAAGCUUGCCAGGCUCUUUACAGUGGAAGCUGCUCCUCAGCUGUGGUGGCAGGAACUAACAUGCUGUUAACGCCUUCUACAAGCGUCGACAUGUCCCAGAACAUGGUCCUCUCCCCAGACGGCUACUGCAAAGUUUUUGAUGAAAGUGCAAACGGCUACGGUCGUGGAGAAGCGGUAAAUGCUAUUUUUAUCAAACCUCUAGAUCAAGCGAUCGCAGAUGGUGACAAUAUCCGGGCCAUCGUUCGAGGCACAUCCGCGAAUUAUGACGGAAGGACAGCAAAGUUUUACGCACCGGAUGUGAAAAGCCAAGAGCGGCUCAUCCGAGAGGCAUAUUCAAGAGCUCAGAUUCGUGAUAUCUCGCAAACAGCUUUUGUGGAGUGUCAUGGAACCGGCACACAAGUGGGGGAUAUCGUGGAGACAACUGCCAUUAGUCAGGCCUUUGAGGGGAAGGGCGUUUUCAUCGGAUCUGUGAAAUCAAACGUUGGACAUGGUGAGGGUGCGUCGGGGUUGACGGCCAUCAUCAAGGCCGUGUUGGCCUUGGAACAUUCCACAAUCCCCCCGAAUCUGCAUUUUAUGCGUCCCAACCCAAGAAUUCCGUUCGAAAAAGGUGGGCUUCAGGUCCCCACUGAUCCCAUUCCCUGGCCCCUCGAUCGCGAGAAACGCGUCAGCGUGAACUGUUUUGGUAUUGGAGGGAGUAACGCCCAUGCCAUCUUGGAAGCAGCCCCUGAUAUCGAUGAUACCGAUAGAAAAAUUAUAGACCUGCCGCUCAUCCCUCGCAUUCUCGCCGUGUCAGCUCAGAGCAAACCAGCGCUUAUGUCACGACUUGCGGGCAUACAAGAGUACAUGAAGAAGAAACCACAUACGAUACACGAUCUUGCAUACACUCUGGGAGCUUGCCGCGAUAAUCUGUCCCAUCGAGGAUAUCUGAUCUGUGAUGGUAAAAAUGGCACAUCUGAAAAUCAAUCAAUCAAUCCAGCAGGCACAGGACUUCCAUGUGUAGUAUUCGCAUUCACUGGACAGGGUGCUCAGUGGCCGGGUAUGGGAACGGAGCUGAUGAGCUACUUUGAGAUCUUCCAGCGUGAUAUCCGCACUAUGGACCAGAUAUUGCAAGAGAUAGAGUCGCCACCCUCGUGGAGCAUUGAAGAGGAGCUUUUGAAGCCAGAGAUCUCCAGCUGCGUCGAUAAGACGGAGUACUCUCAGACAUUUUCAGAUCGCUUUAGUCAACCUUAUAACUUAGGCUGGGGAAUUAGCCCGUCGGCUGUGAUUGGAUACUCCAGUGGCGAGGUUGUUGCUGCAUAUGCAGCGAAGGCAAUAUCGAUGCGUACUGCUAUCAUCAUUGCGCAUUUCCGAGGACAAUGUAACCAGUCCACCUCACACGGUGGAGGGAUGACAGUUAUUGGUCUUGGAAAGGAAACUGUCAACCAAUAUUUGAUUGACGGCGUGGUUAUUGCGUGUGAGAACAGUCCUCAGAGUGUUAAUAUUUCAGGAUCCAUGCCACUGUUGAGGAAAGUCAUUGAUCGCAUCGUGGAAAAGAUGCCAGAAACAUUCAUCCGACACCUGCCCGUCGAAGUUGCUUAUCAUUCUCCGGACAUGAUGGAUGCUGGCGUGCUUUUUGAGUCCACUAUUGCCUCUCAAAUUGCUCACAGUGACACGAUGCUUCCUCUUUAUUCGACCGUCACAGGCACCAUCUUAUCUGACCCGCAUGACCUAGAUGCUGCUUACUGGCGAAGAAGUCUAGAAUCACCGGUUCUGUUCUCUGCGGCGGUUCAGGCUUUGCUUGAUCACCAAAAGGAUCGGGCAACCGUGUUUGUAGAAAUUGGGACUCACUCUACCCUGGCCGGACCUAUCCGUCAGAUCGUGUCACCUCAGUCGGUCCAGACCUACUAUCUCCCCACGCUUAUUAGGAUGGAAGACCAGACACAAUCCCUCUUGAGAACACUCGGGGAGCUGUAUUGUCAUGGACACCCUGUCGACUUCGCAGCGAUAAACGGCACGGGAAAUGUUCUCCACGAUCUUCCACCCUAUCCCUGGGAUAGACAAAGCAUUGAUUGGAAAGAAAGUCGUCUAAGCCACAAUUGGAGAUUCCGCAAACAUCCUCAUCAUGAACUGCUCGGCUCUCGCAUGUUGGAAGCUAGUGAUAUUGAGCCAGCGUGGAGGAAUUUGCUCAAAGCAAGAGCCGUUCCGUGGCUUAGCGAUCAUCAAGUGUUAGGAGAUGUCGUGUUUCCCUGCGCGGGUUAUAUCGCAAUGAUCAACGAAGCAAUGCUCCAGCUGUUCAACACCCAAGAUUGCACAAUUCGCAAUCUGCAAAUCAAGGUACCGCUUGUCGUGCCGACAACCGAGGGUAAUAAUGUUGAGAUUGUGACCACGAUGCGGCCAUUGCGGAUAAAUGACCGACUUGAUUCCAAAUGGUUCGAAUUUACCAUCGCAUGCUAUGAUGGAAAUGUGUGGACUAAGCAUACGACUGGACAAGUGGUGGCAGGUGCCGAGAAUUUAAUGGCUGAUGUUCCAGCCACACACCGGUUUCAAAGGUCGGUUAAUUCAAAGUCCUGGUACGGCUCGCUCGCAAAAGUUGGACUACAAUACGGACCACACUUUCAAGGCUUAGAGGACAUCACUACAGAUCCUAUCAGCUUCACGGCCAACGCCACGGUUCACGGAAUAUUCAAAGGAAGCGAAAACAGCCAUGCCGUCCACCCUACUGCCAUUGACCAGUGUUUGCAACUAUUCAGCGUCGCAGCCUGCAAAGGAAGGGCAAGAUAUCUGACAAAACUCUUCAUUCCGAUGUUCAUCGACGAAAUUUCUCUCGGUCAAAAUGGUGAUUUAAUGAAGGCCGAAGUCACUGGGGAAAGCUUUACCGGAACUCAAGCCAAAUGUAGUAUUUCGUUGAGCGACGGGAUGAAGACGGUGCUCACAAUGCGCGGGGUGACCCUAGCUCAGUUGGACCAAAGUCUUGGGGACGAGACCUCCGGAAUUCCUUUGCUCUCAGAAGUGGAGUGGCUUCCGGACCUUGAUCUCCUUCCUGGGCAUCUUCAGCUGCCCAGUGAAAAGGACAGGGACAAUACACUUGGGUUGUUGACCAGGGCUUCUGUGUUGUCUAUGAUCUGCGUGCAUCGGAACAUUGCCCAAUUAGAACCAUGCUCAGAACAUCUUGAAUGCUAUAAACACUGGUUAUCAAACAAAAUCAUGCAAUUGAAGACAGAGGGGAUACCUGCUGUUCCUGAGGCGCAAUCAUGGGCCCAAAUGGACAGUGACAGCCUGAAGACACAGAGACUCACACUGGAUAAGCAGCUUGAGACUGAGGGACUGGGCUUCAUUUCCGAACUCAGCAAAGUGACAGUAAGAGAGAUGACAGCCCUUGUUGAAGGAUCAAGUUGCUCCUCAUUGGCCUCGAGAAAGGUCAAACAGGUACAGAAACUUGAUAACUGGAUUAAGUCUCUCAGUGACCUACAGGAGUGGUUUUCUCUUCUUUGCCACGCCAACCCGAACCUUCGUAUCCUCGCGGUUGGUGACGAUACGGGAUCAUUCUCUUCCUCUGUUCUUCAAUAUCUUACUUCCGACGGAAAAGUCCUCUGUGCCCAGUACACGUUGGCAGCAACACCUGACAUUGACGGUGCUCUCAAAGAUCGAUUCAAAGAUAAUAAUCUAGUAGAGUUCAAGCCGUUGGAUCUCAACAAAGAUCCGCUUCAGCAAAACUUCAAUGUGGCUCAUUAUGACUUAGUCAUUGCAUCGAAUAUUGGCCCUCGGAUGUCUGGUGUGACACCAGCAUUGAAGAAUAUUGGGAAGCUUCUGGCUCCUGGCGGAAGACUUCUAGUUCGUGAACACUGUCCCGAACUACCGGUGGUGCACUAUCUAUCAGUAAGCAGUCACAAAACCGAUCUUGGCAGAGAAGACCUAUUAACCUGCUUCAAGAACCCGUCAAAAACCCAAAUGUUUGAUGAGCCCCAAGUGGAUAUCGAUACCACGCAUAUGUCAAUCGAGGAGUGGGACGAAGAACUUCGACAUGCUGGCUUCGGCGGUGUCGAGGCAAAAGGUGGUGACGGCAGAGCGCCUUAUCGUCUCUAUCGAAACUUGAUCGCACGUAUUCCACCCAAGAGCUAUCUGCAAGGAAACACUGUUUAUCUUCUUUGUCCGAGUGAGAAGCAUCGAUAUCCCUGGUUGAUUGAAGUUGAAAAUUCUUUCAUCGAGAACGGCCACACAGUCAAACGCUGUACCAAAGAAGAAGGGAUACCACACGGGCAACGGGUGAUCUCAUUCCUCGACUUUGAGAGCCCGUUCUUCCAUAAUACGAGUGAGAAAGACUGGGUAAUGUUUCAGCAGCUUAUGAACUCCGCUCCACAGAUACUAUGGGUUACCAACUCUGUCGAGUUAAAGUGUGCAGAUCCAAACUUUUCGCUCGUAAUGGGGGUUUCCCGUACGGCACGGCAAGAACAGGAAAUCCAAUUUGGAACCUUUCAAGUCGACAACUUUGACAGCGUCGCGACAGAAGCACUACUCAAAAUAUCGAUGAAAUUCUUCAGAAAAGGGGAUCUAACUGGGUUGGAUGAUGUGGACUACGAAUUUGCCCUCCACGACGGCUGCGUUUACAUCCCCCGAAUGCGAUGGAGUUCACUUUCGGAUAGACUGCUAUAUUCACCUGACAUCGAUGCACCCAUGAAGCUGGACAUUGCCUCCUAUGGAACUCUGGACUCGCUGUCUUGGCGAGAACAUGAGCUUGGCUCGCCCGAGGCAGACGAGAUCGAAGUUGAGGUCAAGUUUGUUGGGGUUAACUUCCGUGAUGUGAUGAUUGCGAUGGGUUUUAUGGCAAACAAAGAGGAAAUGGGAAUAGAGGCAAGUGGAAUUGUGCAAAGAUGUGGUACCGGAGUGACCGAGUUUAAGAAGGGUGAUCGAAUCAUGAUAAUGCAGCCUGGGCUGUUUCGCACACGCGUGAUAGUAUCUGCCUCCCGGUGUGUGCAUGUGCGACCGUCGAUUUCGUUGGAAGAGGCUGCAUCGAUGUCUGUGGUUUACGGGACAGCGCUCUAUUGUAUAAUGGACAUUGGGAGAUUGGAGAAAGGACAGUCUGUUUUGAUUCACGCAGCAUGUGGAGGAGUAGGCCUUGCUGCAAUUCAACUUUGUCGGAUGAUUGGGGCAAAGGUCUAUGUAACUGUGGGAAGUGAGAGAAAGGCACAGUAUUUGAUAGAUAAUUUUGGCCUUCCUCGAAUUCAUAUUUUCAGCUCUCGCGAUGCCUCCUUCUAUCCCAACCUGAUGAAGCAGACUGAAGGUCAGGGCGUCGAUAUUGUGCUGAAUUGCCUUGCCGGUGAUCUCCUCCACGCGUCAUGGAAAUGCGUCGCAGAAUUCGGCAAGAUGAUCGAGAUUGGAAAGCGAGACUUCCUAGAGCAUGGAACCCUGGGUUUGGAAGGAUUUGGGGGAAAUCGGGCAUUCUUCGGCGUUGAUUUGAUUCGGCUUGCAGAAAAGCCAAAGAUUAUUACAAGACUCUUCCGUCAAGUCAUAGACUUCUACGAUACAGGGAAAAUCACCCCAGUUCGUCCCUUGAAUGUUUUCUCCAGCAUUGAUACGCACAAGGCAUUCCGUCAGCUUCAGCAGGGACUUCAUAUGGGAAAACUUGUUGUGAGGAUGCCAGAAAUAUCCGAGCAAGGCUUGAUUGCCAAGUCGCGCUGCAGGUCAAUGUUCUCACCAGGGCUAUCAUAUGUCCUCGUUGGUGGUCUAGGGGGUAUUGGACGAGCGAUAGCAACUUGGAUGGUAGAACGAGGUGCACGAAUCUUGGUAUUCUUGUCCCGAUCGGCAGGAGCCACCAGUCACGACCGGUCAUUUCGUCGUGAGCUUGAGCUGCAAGGCUGUACAGUUAUCAUGGUAAAAUGUGACGUGACAAUCCAAGAGGAGGUUCAAGCUGCCAUACACGCCUGCACUCAUCCGGUUGGAGGUAUUCUUCAGCUCUCCAUGAUAGUUCGGGACUCUUUUAUUCCAGAUAUGUCUCACAAGAAUUGGCAGGACGUGCUUUCUGCAAAGGUAACCGGAACAUGGAACCUUCACAAUGCGCUGCAUGGGAAAGAUGGCGAUCUCCAAUUCUUUGUCGUCUGUGGUUCCAUAACCGGCGUCAUGGGCAACGCUGGCCAAGUCAACUACUCAGCAGCAAAUACUUUUCUCUCCUCAUUUGCCCAGUAUCGGCUACAAAAUGGACUACCGGCCUCUGUUGUGAAUCUUGGAGGAGUCGACGAUGUAGGAUUCCUCGCGACACAGGAUAACACGCUUCGAGAGCGAAUGCGCUCAGCCUCUGUGAGAUUGCUAAACGAACAGGAAGUUCUGGAUGCAUUUGAGCUUGCCAUAUUCAGUGGCGAUCUUAGAAAGACCUCAAAGUCCUCGGGAUCGCUGCAGAUACCAAACAAUCUGAUUGUUGGCAUGAGCAGCACAAAGUCUCUUGCCGAUGCCACCGUUCGUCCGCUUUGGGGGCAAGAUGCACGUUUCCGAGCCUACUCACAUGUGGACUUCGACCCUGAAUCACCUGCCGAUGCCUCCAAAUUUUCCCAGAGUAUUCGAUACAUGAUCUCCCUUCUCGAAAAGGAGCCCGAGACUCUAGAUGGACCAGCUUGGAAGGAGCAAACAAUGGCAGAGAUCGUGAAGACUCUGCAGAAAUAUUCAACUUUUACCAGCGGGCAAGACUCCGCGCAGGUCGCUUCCAUACAUAUCGACUCUCUUAUGACGGUUGAGAUCCGAAACUGGUGUCGUCGUCAUUUUGAUUUAGACCUGUCACUGAUUGCGAUAACUAAGGCAGCGACUCUUGGAGGACUAGGGGAUUUGAUUACUGAGACGCUACGCUCCAAGUACAUAAAGAAAUAG